AUGGAAAGGUGGAAACAUUUACGUGAUGCUUUUAUCAGAUCAGAAAAGAAUUUCAAACAAUCUAAAGCAAGUGGUUCACAGGCCUCCAAGAGAAAAAAAUACAUUUUUAACGAUGAGCUACAGUUUCUGCGCAAAAUAUACAAGGAAAGAGAAACAGAAGAGAGUUAUGACAACGAAGAUGAGGAGAUUGCAGGACCCAGUGCUGCGUCAGUACUAACGGAAGUGACUGAAAUUGAAGGCUCAACCAAAGCAGUUGUUUCAAAAGCAAAACCGCCUACAAGACAACAUAAAAAGAUGGAUGAUGUCGACUUGAAAAUUUUGCGGGCAAUGGAGCAAACAGAACCGGAAAAAAAAUAA
Messenger RNA from Acanthoscelides obtectus, 357 nucleotides. The record is from the annotation of a GenBank genome assembly. Lineage: Eukaryota; Metazoa; Arthropoda; Insecta; Coleoptera; Chrysomelidae.